CCUCUUUUCGGCCCGCAACUUUCAAGCGUACGAGACUGUGACUCAACCGGUCGUCUACCCAUUCCACUCUCCAGCACUUCUUCGAUCCGUCGGGGGCCCUUAGUUUGCCCUCUUCUUCUUCUUGUUCAAGAUGGCAACCGAAGAUGCAAAUGACGGGCCCGACAAGUCAUUGAAGAUCGAGAACACGCAAAAGCGCGACGCCCUCAUCGAGAUCGAGAAAAAGUACCAGAAAUCCUGGGCCGACGGCAAGGUUUUCGAAUUGAAUGCGCCCAGCAUAACCGACGUUCCCUUCCAUAGCUUGUCACCCGCGGAGCUGCGCGCUCAGCGGCCCAAGUUCUUCGCUACGGUCCCCUACCCUUACAGCAAUGGCAGUUUGCAUUUGGGACACGCCUUCACCAUAUCGAAGGCCGAGUUUGCCACACGAUACGCCCGGAUGCAAGGCAAGCAGGCCCUCUUUCCGUUCGCCUUCCACUGCACCGGUAUGCCGAUCAAGGCCUGCGCCGACCGCUUGACGACGGAAGUAGAGCUCUUCGGCAAGAACUUUGAGCGCUACGACGAGCUUGAGGGCGAAGAAGAGGACACAGCCAACAAGGGGGGAAGCAAAGAAAAAUCAGAGGACGUUGCCAAGUUCAGUUCGAAUAAGAGCAAGGCCUCGGCGAAAACAGCAAAGGCCAAGUACCAGUUCCAGAUUAUGCUCGCCCAGGGUAUCCCCCGCGAGGAGAUACACCUGUUUGCCGACCCAUUGCACUGGGUGCACGUCUUCCCGGAGAUGGCAAUCCGUGAUGCUACAAACUUCGGCCUCGGUGUGGACUGGCGCCGCUCGUUCGUAACGACGGACGCUAACCCGUUCUACGACUCCUUCGUGCGUUGGCAGAUGAAUCAGCUCAAACAGCUCGGCAAGGUUAAGUUUGGGAAACGUUAUACAGUCUACUCGCCGAAAGACAAGCAGGCGUGCAUGGACCACGAUCGCAGCGAGGGCGAGGGCGUCACCGUCCAGGAGUAUACGGCCAUCAAGAUGCGGGUUCUGGAGUGGUCUGAGGCGAGCAAGAGCAAGGUUCAAGCCGCAGGCCUGCCAUCCGAUGCGCAGGUAUACUUCGUCGCCGCGACGCUCCGUCCUGAAACCAUGUACGGACAAACAUGUUGCUUCGUCGGUUCCAAGGUCAAAUAUGGUGUCUUCGCCACUGCUAAGGAGAAGGAGUACCUAUUCGUAACCGAACGGGCGGCCCGCAACAUCGCGUUUCAACCCGACACCUUUGCGAAAUGGGGCGAGUACGAUAAGGUGGUGGAGCUGAACGGCGCAGACGUUAUUGGCACCUUGGUAAACGCGCCCCUGUCAGUGCACAACAAUGGUGUUCGCGUAUUGCCUAUGGAGACGGUAAAGGAAACCAAGGGAACCGGCGUGGUAACAUGCGUGCCAUCCGAUAGCCCCGACGACUACGCCAUGACGGUCGAAUUGUCUAACAAGCCUGACUACUACGGUAUCAAAAAGGAGUGGGCCGCUUUGGAAAUCUUGCCCAUCAUUGAAACGCCAACGUACGGAAAGCUUACCGCACCCGAAUUGGUCACUAGGAUGAAGAUCGUCUCCCCCAAAGACCCACGACUUCCCGAAGCCAAGGAGGUCGCCUACAAGGAAGGAUUUUACCAGGGUGUCAUGAUCUACGGCGAAUUCUCGGGGAAGACGGUGCAGGAAGCCAAAGGACUCGUCCAGAAGCACCUCAUCGAAAAGGGGGAUGCCUUCCCCUACGCCGAGCCUGACGGCCUCGUUAUCAGCCGGUCCAAAGAUGAAUGCGUCGCCGCGCAUCUAGACCAGUGGUACCUGAACUAUGGCACGGAUGAGAACGGCGGUGACGGUGCAUGGUGUGAUCAGGUGCUUCAGCACCUAGAGGGCGACCUCAACACGUUUUCCACCGAAGUAAAACGGCAAUUCGAAUCUACCCUCGGUUGGUUAAGCCAGUGGGCGUGCGCACGGUCCUACGGACUGGGCUCCAAACUCCCUUGGGACCCCGAUUUCCUAGUCGAGUCUCUUAGCGAUAGCACUAUCUAUCAAGCGUAUUAUACCGUAGCUCACUACCUGCAUAGCGAUCUAUAUGGCAAAGAGCCCGGAAUUGGACGCAUUUUGCCGCACCAGAUGACGGAUGCCGUAUGGAAUUAUCUCAUGGCUCGCUCAGAGCAGGUCCCAGAGGAUGGCAACGGCAUUCCAUUGGAGACCCUGCACGCUAUGCGCCGUGAAUUCGAAUACUGGUAUCCCUUAGACCUGCGCACGUCUGGGAAAGAUCUCAUCCAGAACCACCUUACCUUCUUCCUCUACAACCACAUCGCCAUAUGGCCUUCCGAAUACUGGCCCCGCGGCAUACGAGCCAACGGCCAUCUUCUGCUAAACGGCGAGAAGAUGAGCAAGAGCACGGGCAACUUCCUCACCCUCCACGAGUCCGUCGAGAAGUAUGGUACCGACGCGGCCCGGAUCGCGCUCGCGAACGCGGGAGAUAGCAUUGACGACGCGAACUUCGAAGAGAGUGUCGCUAACAAGACGAUUCUGAAGCUUUACGAACUGAGAAAAUGGCUGCAAGACGUGCUGCAGGGCAAUGAAGGGGAGGCGGCGCUGCGUAGCGAGGACUCAGAGCCAUUCUUCUGGGACACGCUCUUUGAGCACCAUAUGAACCAGCUUGUUGCCGAGACCAAGUCACAAUAUGACCAGUAUCUCUUCAAAAACGUGCUGAGGUCCGGCUUUUACGACCUGACUAGUGCCAGAGAUUUCUACCGGGAUGCCACAAAAGCAGCGGGAAUACCGAUGCACCGCAAGCUUAUCCGUCGCUACGCCGAGCUUCAAGCUCUCGUCCUAACCCCCAUCGCCCCGCACUGGGCCGAAUACGUUUGGCUCGAGGUGCUGAAUCAUAAGAACAGCAUAUUAACCGAGUGUUGGCCCGAGACAGCACCGGCCGAUGCAGCGUGGCUCGCAACCCUGAGCUAUAUACAGAACACCAUGUCCAACGUGACAGCGGCCGAGGCGCACCAGCAGAAAAAGCUCGCCAAGGGCAAGAAGGUCGGUGGGUUCGACCCGAAAAAGCCGUUCAAGGUGGCCAUCUUCUUCACGACUGCACUCCCAGACUGGCAAGAUAGAUGUAUCAGUCUGGUGAGCAGCGCCCUCGAAGAGCUAGGGCUCAUCGAUAUGAAUAGCAUCGGCAAAAAGAUAGACAAGAAAGAGACGAAGCGCGCGAUGCCCUUCAUUAGGGGCCUGAAGGACCGACUCGAUUCCGGCGAGACCAAGAGCGUCGUUCUCAACACACGCCUGCCCUUUGACGAGCGGAAGGCACUUACCGAGAUGAUCCCGGUGCUGACUCACAUGUUGCAGCCUCGUUGCGGUGCCGUGAGCGUGUUCGAGGUCAAACCGGACAACGUAAGCAAUGUCGUGAGCGGAGAACCAUGGAGUGGUGAUCUCCCAGGGUCAGCUGCAUCGGCCGUACCCGGUGCACCGUCUUUCCACUUUGAGAAUUUAGAGGAGUCGACGAAACCGUAACCUGGCCGUAGCGCGGGGGAAGCGCCGUGCUAGGCGUAUGAUUUUCACAUGUAGUUGGGGAUCUCGCGGGGCUCAAG
This is a messenger RNA of Durotheca rogersii, 3591 nucleotides long. RefSeq lists its product as uncharacterized. The coding region runs from base 131 to 3514 and encodes 1127 amino acids. Gene Ontology annotation, biological process: leucyl-tRNA aminoacylation. Lineage: Eukaryota; Fungi; Ascomycota; Sordariomycetes; Xylariales; Xylariaceae. Gene Ontology annotation, molecular function: leucine-tRNA ligase activity; ATP binding; aminoacyl-tRNA deacylase activity. The record is from RefSeq and is a predicted model, not a curated record. The transcript is spliced from 3 exons.